Messenger RNA from Microcebus murinus (gray mouse lemur), 2547 nucleotides. RefSeq names its product interferon regulatory factor 2 binding protein 1 (gene IRF2BP1). NCBI's taxonomy places the organism in Eukaryota, Metazoa, Chordata, Mammalia, Primates, Cheirogaleidae. Gene Ontology annotation, molecular function: transcription corepressor activity. Gene Ontology annotation, cellular component: nucleus. The record is from RefSeq and is a predicted model, not a curated record. Gene Ontology annotation, biological process: regulation of transcription by RNA polymerase II.
UUUCCCUGCGAAGCGGCCUCUGGGGCAGAAGGAGGUGGAGGCGGCGGCGGCCGUUGCAGUGGAGGCGGCGGCGGCGGCGGCGGCGGGAGCCCGAGGCGGCGGCGCCCGCGGCCCAUCGCGGGGCCCGAGCUGUGCGCCGCGCUCGGAGCGCGGACCGGGCGGGGGCGCCGACGCGCUGCAGCCUGCCUUGCCGAGGGAGGCGGGAGUGAGGAAAAAGGCUCCGGGCCCAGGGGGCGGGGAAGGGGGGCCGGGCCUGGAUCCGGCGGGGAGGCCGAGUCGGAGGCCGGCCCGUGGCUCGUGCCGUCCCGGGGCGGCGAACCGCGCAUCUGCGACGCGGAGCGAACGCCGGCGGCGGGUGGAACGCGGGGGCCCGGCGGCGCGCGCGCGGGGACCAUGGCGUCUGUGCAGGCGUCCCGCCGCCAGUGGUGCUACCUGUGCGACCUGCCCAAGAUGCCGUGGGCCAUGGUGUGGGACUUCAGCGAGGCCGUGUGCCGCGGCUGCGUGAACUUCGAGGGCGCGGACCGCAUCGAGCUGCUCAUCGAUGCUGCCCGCCAGCUGAAGCGCAGCCACGUGCUCCCCGAGGGCCGCUCGCCUGGGCCCCCUGCCCUCAAGCACCCGGCCACCAAGGACCUGGCUGCGGCCGCCGCACAGGGGCCGCAGCUGCCGCCCCCGCAGGCCCAGGCCCAGCCCUCCGGGACUGGCGGUGGCGUCUCAGGCCAGGACCGCUAUGACAGGGCCACAUCGUCAGGCCGCCUCCCCCUGCCCUCGCCCGCCCUGGAGUACACUCUGGGGUCCCGCCUGGCCAAUGGACUGGGCCGUGAGGAGGCCGUGGCGGAGGGGGCGCGGAGGGCCUUGCUUGGCUCCAUGCCUGGCUUGAUGCCCCCCGGGCUGCUGGCAGCUGCGGUGUCUGGCCUAGGAAGCCGAGGCCUGACGCUGGCACCCGGCUUGAGUCCUGCCCGCCCCAUCUUCGGCUCCGAUUUCGAGAAGGAGAAGCAGCAGAGGAAUGCGGACUGUCUGGCAGAACUGAACGAGGCCAUGCGUGGCCGGGCAGAGGAGUGGCACGGGCGCCCCAAGGCCGUGCGGGAACAGCUACUGGCGCUGUCCGCCUGUGCCCCCUUCAACGUCCGCUUCAAGAAGGAUCACGGGCUGGUGGGGCGCGUGUUCGCCUUCGAUGCUACCGCCCGCCCUCCAGGCUAUGAGUUCGAGCUGAAGCUCUUCACCGAAUACCCCUGUGGUUCCGGCAAUGUGUACGCGGGGGUCCUGGCCGUGGCUCGCCAGAUGUUCCACGACGCUCUGCGGGAGCCGGGCAAGGCACUGGCCUCGUCUGGCUUCAAGUACCUCGAAUACGAGCGCCGGCACGGCUCGGGAGAGUGGCGCCAGCUGGGCGAGCUGCUCACCGACGGUGUGCGCACCUUCCGCGAGCCGGCGCCUGCGGAGGCCCUGCCCCAGCAGUACCCAGAGCCGGCGCCCGCCGCUCUGUGUGGCCCUCCGCCGCGCGCCCCGUCCCGGAACCUGGCUCCCACGCCGCGCCGUCGCAAGGCAUCCCCCGAGCCCGAGGGAGAGGCAGCUGGGAAGAUGACCACCGAGGAGCAGCAGCAGCGACACUGGGUGGCACCCGGCGGCCCAUUCUCCGCUGAAACCCCCGGUGUGCCCUCACCCAUUGCCGCCCUGAAGAAUGUGGCCGAGGCUUUGGGCCACUCACCCAAGGACCCUGGCGGGGGUGGGGGCCCUGUGCGGGCGGGGGGCGCCAGCCCCGCGGCCUCCUCCACGGCCCAGCCUCCAACCCAGCAUCGCCUGGUGGCACGCAACGGUGAGGCAGAAGUCAGUCCCACAGCGGGGGCCGAAGCUGUCAGUGGGGGUGGUAGCGGCACUGGGGCGACCCCCGGGGCCCCUCUGUGCUGUACCCUGUGCCGGGAGCGGCUGGAAGACACCCACUUCGUCCAGUGCCCCUCGGUGCCCGGACACAAGUUCUGCUUUCCCUGCUCACGGGAGUUCAUCAAGGCACAGGGCCCUGCCGGGGAGGUGUACUGCCCGAGUGGAGACAAGUGCCCGCUGGUGGGCUCCUCCGUCCCCUGGGCCUUCAUGCAGGGCGAGAUCGCCACCAUCCUUGCGGGAGACAUCAAGGUUAAGAAAGAACGGGACCCCUAGGCCACCACUGCCUCCAGGCUACUGCCCCCUGCUCCCUUGCCACCUCCGCUUCUGCGGAUAAAUUAUUCCCUCCCCCGCCCAGCCCAGUGCCACCCCUACCUGUGUACAUACCCCCUCCUCCGCCCGACUGGGUCCCCUGGGGUAGAUGCAUUGUGGGUGGGGGGAGAAAGCUUGUGGCUCCUGUCUGAGGGAAUGUUUGGGGUCCCUUGGCCCCCUCCAGUUUCCCUCUCCCCUCCUUGGCUUGGCUUUGCUGCUGCUUGUAGUUGGGGGAGAGGUCCCCCUUGAGAAGGGUGUCUCCUAAAAACUCGCUCUUUAUAAAUGAGGCAAAAGCAAUUUAUGGCCCCCCUUCUCCUGCCCCCUUUUCCUCCUUCAAUAAACUGAAAGAUGGGUUUUUUUUUU